Messenger RNA from Adineta ricciae, 594 nucleotides. Lineage: Eukaryota; Metazoa; Rotifera; Eurotatoria; Adinetida; Adinetidae. The record is from the annotation of a GenBank genome assembly.
AUGAGUGUGAAAUUGGGUUCAUCAUAUCCGUCAGACCUCUUUGAUGAUGAAUACCUUAUUCGGAUUAUUGAUCCGAACGAAUCGAUCCAACAUCCAACAGAUAGUUUAGGACCUUACUAUACCGUUGUUAAAAUCCAUUCUGAUGUAGCAACCUGGCGUGAGGAAAUAGAAAAUGCUAGAAGUCGGAGAUUUGCUGUUAUCGUCGUACUACCCACCCAAACAUAUGCCGAAAUCGUAGACUUUAUUCAAAAAAACAUACAUAAUCGUCCAGGCGUAGACACUUAUUUCAUACUAUCGGACAAUGGCUGCUACUACAAACAGCGAUUGUGUACAAGAUUCUAUCCUCAACUGAAAUGGUCGCGUUCAAUUCAAGGCGCAUGCCAAACGCACAUUCAAUCCGCUUGCUGCACCGCUAGCGAUCUUUAUAUUAACCAUUAUCUAGAUCAAGAGAUGAAGAGUAUACAUGAGGGUGACAAAAACAAGGCCAGAUGGUUCCGCUCACAACAAAUCGCUAGAGCUGAGCUACAAAGAUUAUACAAUCAACAGUUCAUGAGCCAUUCCGACGACAACACACAGGAACAUGAGCACGGAUGA